UAUAAAUUAUCAAAUGCCUAAUUGUGAAAUCUGUUUUAUUGAUGAUAAGCUAAUAAUUUGGUAUGCAUUUUCAAUUCAAAAUUAAGUCCCAAAUGCUCUCGAAAUGUUUGUUCAUUGUGUAGUAAAUUGUCCGAUUGCGAUAUAUGCAUUCUAAUAGAAAUGAAAUAUGCAUUUGUAAGCAAUGAUAAUACAAUUUAGUUAUACUAACAACACAAAUCGUAGACAGAAGAACAAGAAUAUCAAAUAAAAUAAAUUAAUGACAAGAUUAAUACUGUUAAUCAAGAAAUUUCCUUAAUCCAAAAGGCUAGUUCACUUCUGAACAAAAAUGAAAAUAAGAAAAGUGAAUCACUUGAGUUUUAAAUGAGUGAGACUAUCAUUGAUAAACAACAUGAGCUAGAGGAUAUCGAAAGUGAAAUUGAAAAUUAAAAAGUAAAGUAGAUUGAUUUUAGUUGAUAUUAGUUGAUAAAUCCAAUGAAGAAUUAAAUGCCUUAAAAAGUUAGCAAUUAAAAUUGUCCACACAAAAUAAGGAGUUGGACUUAAAAAUCAAUGAAGCAGAAAAAGAAUAUGAAGUGCUGCAAGAAACUCUGAAUUUAAAGAAAUAGUAAAUAUAUUAGAUUUUAUAAACCUUGAAAAAUAAAACUAGUUUAUUGAGAGCAAGUCAUGAGGAAAAGCAUUAUUCUUAAAGUAAUUUAAGAAUGACUCUUCCCACUAAAUAGCAAAAGGCUAUUUCUGGAGAAGAGAAAUUACAAAAUCCAGGGUAAUAAAAAAUGAGAUUCUAUGUAGAUUAUGUGCUGGGUAGUGUGUAAUAUAAUGA
Paramecium octaurelia is the source of this 814-nucleotide messenger RNA. Lineage: Eukaryota; Ciliophora; Oligohymenophorea; Peniculida; Parameciidae. The record is from the annotation of a GenBank genome assembly.